GUUUUGUCUAAAAGCAAAAGCGGCUUUGGUUCCGUAGAUCUGACAUUUGACUUUGUCCCCUCUUCUUCACUCUCACUCGUCUCUUUUUUAUCCCCCUCGCAUUUUCUCCGGCGAGUACGGUCACAUCGGAUAAUUCUGCCGGCGAAUUAGAUGGCGCUGGCGUCGAUCGGCGCGACGCUCUCGUUCAUAAUCUACUUCUCCCUCCCCUGUUCAAAUGCGGCUGGUGAAAACAUCCUCCACCAAUCGCUUCCCGUCGCUGGAUCACGCCGUCCCAUGGUGUUCCCGUUGUUUCUCUCUCAAGCUAACUCUUCUUCUUCUUCGAGAUCCGUGUCUAUUCACCAUCGGAAACUACACGAGGACGACUCAAAACCACUGCCUCACUCUCGGAUGAGACUCUACGACGAUCUUCUUCUUAAUGGUUAUUACACGACGCGGCUGUGGAUUGGUACGCCGCCGCAGAUGUUUGCUCUUAUAGUGGAUUCAGGGAGUACUGUCACUUACGUUCCUUGUUCCGACUGUGAACAAUGUGGCAAACACCAGGACCCAAAAUUUCAGCCGGAAAUGUCUAGCACCUAUCAACCCGUGAAGUGUAACAUGGACUGUAACUGCGACGACGAUAAGGAACAAUGCGUAUACGAGAGAGAGUACGCUGAACACAGCAGUAGCAAAGGUGUGCUUGGAGAAGAUCUCAUAUCAUUCGGCAAUGAAAGCCAGCUUACACCUCAGCGAGCUGUCUUCGGCUGCGAAACCGUGGAGACCGGCGAUCUUUACAGCCAACGCGCCGAUGGCAUUAUAGGGUUAGGCCAAGGAGAUCUCAGUCUCGUGGAUCAGUUGGUGGAUAAAGGCUUGAUAAGCAACUCUUUCGGUUUGUGUUAUGGAGGGAUGGAUGUUGGUGGAGGCUCGAUGGUUCUCGGCGGUUUCACUUACCCGUCUGAUAUGAUCUUCACUGACUCGGACCCUGAUCGUAGUCCAUAUUACAAUAUAGAUUUGACGGGGAUACGCGUCGCCGGGAAGCAGUUGCCGCUGAACUCGAGAGUCUUUGACGGAGAACACGGCGCCGUUUUAGACAGUGGUACGACGUAUGCUUAUCUCCCAGACGCAGCGUUUGCAGCAUUUGAGGAAGCUGUAAUGAGAGAGGCUUCACCAUUGAAGCAGAUCGAUGGUCCUGAUCCAAAUUUUAAAGAUACUUGUUUCCAUGUUGCUACAAGUAACGAUGUCUCUGGACUUUCGAAGAUAUUCCCAUCGGUCGAGAUGAUGUUUAAGAGUGGACAAUCAUGGCUGUUGUCACCUGAAAACUACCUGUUCCGACAUUCCAAGGUACAUGGUGCAUACUGUCUCGGUGUUUUCCCAAAUGGGAAAGAUCAUACAACUCUUUUAGGAGGAAUUGUGGUUCGGAACACACUUGUUGUGUAUGAUCGUGAGAAUUCUAAGGUUGGUUUCUGGAGAACGAAUUGUUCAGAGUUAUCGGAUAGGCUUCAUAUCGAUGGUGUACCACUACCUGCAAUUUUGCCUUCGAAUGUUUCAGAUCCAACCCUUAAUACAUCAAGCAAUCUCCCAGGGGAGACUCAAAUUGGUCAAAUAAACCUUGAUAUUCAACUAACAGUCAAUUCCUCAUAUCUGAAACCUCGCAUUGAAGAGCUCUCCAAGAUAUUCUCCAAGGAGCUCGAUAUCAAAUCUUCACAGGUCUAUCUAUCGAAUCUCACCUCCAAAGGAAACAACUCUCUCUUCAGAAUAGUUGUUGUCCCUACUGAAUCUUCCAGCUUAUUUUCGAACGUCACAGCAACGAGUAUAGUUUCUCGGUUUACGAAUCACCAAAUCAAGCUGCCUGACGUAUUCGGAAACUAUCAGCUCGUUGAUUACAAACUCGAUCCUCCAAGAAAACGGACAAGGUGGCAGAUGAAAAACAUCAUUGUCGUGACAGCAAUUGGGAUCAUCGCUGUAAUUGUUGGGUUAUUAGCUUAUGGAGUUUGGUUGAUGUGGAAACGCAAACUAACAUCAAAUCCAUAUAAACCUGUCGAUGAAGCCAUAGUCGCUGAGCAAGAACUUCAACCUAUAUAAAUAACCUAGUACCUUUAUUUUCAUCUCUUAUAUCAUACAAACUGUUUGGUCUUGUUCAGACAAGAGCAUAUCAUAUGUGAUCUGUCUUAAUGAUCUUUAUUGUUUAGUAAAUAAUGCCAACUUUUUUUUUGUUUUUAAUCAUCAAAAGUCUAAUAUCCUUUUCAUUAAUUUUUUACUCUCGUUACUCAUAUACAUGUAAAAGAUUGUAUAGUGCAGAAAAGUGC
Molecule: messenger RNA, 2282 nt
Organism: Thlaspi arvense
Lineage: Eukaryota; Viridiplantae; Streptophyta; Magnoliopsida; Brassicales; Brassicaceae
Source: the annotation of a GenBank genome assembly